Messenger RNA from Patella vulgata (common limpet), 4162 nucleotides. Its product is annotated as transmembrane protein 181. The record is from RefSeq and is a predicted model, not a curated record. Lineage: Eukaryota; Metazoa; Mollusca; Gastropoda; Patellidae. The transcript is spliced from 14 exons. Gene Ontology annotation, molecular function: toxic substance binding. The coding region runs from base 36 to 1511 and encodes 491 amino acids.
CGAGAAAAACAACAAAAAUCAGAAGUCGUGUCAUCAUGGCACGUGAAAUCGAGUCAUCAGUACAGAUGCGUCUGUAUUCUCUCAACAAGAGACAAUUUGUACUGGUGUUUGUAACAUUUUUUGCUUGUUUUGGAAUAUGUUUAUUGAUAGGAUUGGCAGGUCCACCUAUUAUUGAGACUGUAGAUAUUAAUACAUCCAAACUUUUACCCAAACCAAAAGACUUUAAGAGAGGACCAUUUGUGUUACCCUCACCACCAAUGUCUACAUAUCAUCAACAGCUGUGGUUAGUUGCUCAUAUAAAAACAGAUAAUGUUGGAGGUUCUAAUUUUGAACAGCCAUUUAUGAUGGGUAUACGGAUUCGUGGUAUAGAUGGUGAUGAUCAAAGUGUCGUCAAAGCCGAUAAUCCCACAUUGAGUGGUGCAAUGCAUAAUAGAUCUAGAAAAUUGAAAUGUAAGGAGCAAUGUAGAGAUAUGAUAUUAAUGCAUCUGGGUUACCUAGAUUUUGCCAAGUAUAUAAUUACCAUUACAUUUUAUGGUCUAGAGAAUGCCAAGUUUGAAAUAAAAGAUAUAGAUUUCGCUUUUAAAAGUUAUAAUACAUCAUUUACACAGAUAGAAAUAUGGAUACGUUUUAUAUUUUUGGUGAUGACUUUCUUUGCUACAAUUAUAUUUGCCCAUUCAUUAAGAAAGUUUUCAUUAAGAGAUUGGUCUAUAGAACAAAAAUGGAUGUCUGUACUGUUACCUCUGCUAUUGUUAUAUGAUGAUCCUAUAUUUCCCCUCACAUUUCUAGUCAAUAGUUGGGUGCCAGGGAUGAUUGAUGGUAUAUUUCAAGCUACCUUUCUGUGUGCCUUAUUGUUAUUUUGGCUGUGUUUGUAUCAUGGUGUUAGGCAGACGGAUCGACGUUUUGUGAGAUUCUAUAUACCAAAGUUAUUUGUAGUGGGUUUGAUUUGGUUAGCUGCUGUAACUUUGGCGUCAUGGCAGGAAUAUAAUGAGCUACAAGAUCCUACAUUCUAUUACAGAUUAGAUACAACAAACUUUGAUGGAUUUAAAAUUUUCUUUUUUGUAAUUGGGGGAUUUUAUCUACUUUAUUUGGCCUAUUUAUUAAUCCGAGCUUAUGCUGAAUUAAGAUCGAUGCCUUUUUUUGAUUUGCGGUUGAAGUUUAUGACAGCAUUAAUGGUUAUUGUAUUGUCUAUAAGUAUUGUUAUAACUGUAAUGAGGUUUGGUAGUGGUGCAUUAGAUGAUAACUUUGUCUCAGAGAUUUCCACAAACUACGAAAAUUCCACAGAAUUUGUCUCCUUUUAUGGUCUUCUCAAUUUAUAUAUGUACACAAUGGCAUUUGUCUACUCUCCAUCCAAAAAUGCUAUUUAUGAAACACAUUUUAAAGAUAAUCCAGCAUUAUCAAUGCUCAACGAUUCUGAUGAAGAAGUCCAUUAUGGAUCAGACAAUGAAGAAUCUUCUUUAACAAAUCAUCGUCAGACGAACAAAUAUGAUAGUGAUGAUGAUACAUUUCGAUAAAAACAAGAACAAUUCAUAUAUCAUUUAAGGCUUUCAUUACAGAAUUCAUUAUUCAAAAUUGACUGUUUAGCUGUUUAGCUAUGAACAAUUCCUCAUUUAGCACAUGUUGUUCAAGAUAGAAGAAUUUCACAGACUUCUAUAUUUUUGUUCCUAUUAUAUAUGAGUACAGUCCCAUAUAAUCAUAUUUGUGUAUGUUCGACCAAUCCUCUGCAGAACAUCAACUCAAUAUUGCAAUAAUACCUUGAAGGAAAUAAUAAAACACUGAACAAGUUUUGAUUAAUUUUGCCGAAACAGUUAUCUUUUCUUUUAAAAAUGAUAUCUAGAUCAGUGGUUCUUAACCUUUUUUUGCCAAUGGCACACCUUGGAACACAUGAAAAAAUAGCGGCAAACCUGGCUAAAUAUGCAUAUGAAAAAUAUUUGAAUUUUGCAUACAACUGUAGACAGAGACUUGUCAUAGACACAUAGAAUGACUCAAAAAAAAGGAAAACACAGCAAUGAACUUAGAAGUAGACACCAGUGAAUACUCAAUAGGGAUCACAUGUUUUUCUUAGUGUGCUGUUCAAACCUUCACGGCACGCUUAGGAAGACUGGUUGAGAAUCACUGAUCUAGAUGCUCAAAUAAUCAGACGCUAAAUGUGAGGCAUAUAGAAUGUGGUCAGACUGUAUUAAAACAUAUUCAAACUAAGAUAUAUGGGUAAAUAAGAGAAAUACCACAUAGAGAUUUUAUUUAUUUAAUUGAUAUAAUUUGUGUACAUAUAGGUGCUUAAUAUGGUCUCUUUAAUACGUGAAUGAAGCAAAAUUAUUAUUCCAGAGAGAGAAACGAUUAUUACAUCAUGUUAUUUGCUAUGAACUGGAAUUAUAUUUUGUCACAAAGAAUUUCAAAAUGUUUAUUUAAAUAAUGAUUUUAUUCUAAAAUCGACAUUUGUAAAGAGAUCUGAGCCCAAGUUCACAAAGCAUUCUAAAAAUAUACUCAACUGGCAAUCACUGUUUAUGAGAUAUAUUUAUGAUCCAGAAACACAAAACUUCGACAUAGUUUCUUAUUGGUGUAUAAAAGUUUUAUAAAGGGCUGGCUAUAUUUUAGUUAAAAUAAGGCGAACAAGUUUGAGUAAAUUCUUAAGUCUGAGAAUGUUUUGUGAACUCGGGGCCUAGUGUUUAAGAUGAUGGUUAUUAAAAGUAUUAGGUUUAUUAUAUUAUUUAGUUAUAAUUUGUUAUGGUAUUGGUAUUUUAUUGCAUAAUGUACUGAUAUUGUUGACUAUGAUGGCUCACAUAACAUUUCAAUUAUGUUUGUUAAAGACUUGAUGCGUCAUUUGCAUUUUGGCUAAAAUAUCAAAUUUCUCAUGGCUUAAAACACACUAUGUAUGUACUUAGAUGGAUGUUAUCUGAGCCAAAGAUCAUAUGUUGGUAUUGUGAGAGCCACAGUGGCUCAAACAAUUGCUCACUAACCAGGCGGUUCUGGUCUAGGAUUUUUCAGCAUGAUUUCCCCUUAUCAGUGGUGUAUGAUGGAGGGCUUGGCGAGGGCCAGCGUCUAUACCAGAAUGAACGAAAAACCAAGGUCCCUCCUAGCACAUUGUUAGUCCCGAAAUGACCUAGUUUGUGUCGAGUGGACAUUAAACCCCAUUUCUCUCUUUCUCCCCCUAGCACGUUGCAUGGUAUAUUCCUGUCUUCAUUGGCCUUGUUGGUGCAGAAUAGUUGAUAUUCAUGUCUUCAUUAGCCUUGGUGGUGAUUUUAUUUCAUGUUGCUGUUGUGAAAUCAUGUUGUUCAGGAAAAUGCUUGACAAACACACACAUAUGGUAUCAUUUAUGAGAUUUGCCCUUUUCCCUACUGUUAACAUAAUGUUCACCUUCUCAUAAUGCUUGUCUUCUUCAAUAAACAGUCUAGAAAUGAAAUGGGUUUUAACAUCAUACUGUUAUGCUCCGUCUGGGCUAAUGAAGACGGGCAUACAGUGUGCUAUGCCGGAAAUUUUACCUGAACAGCGGCACUACAGACUACUCUUAUAUCAAAUUCCAACUGCCAGGGAUAUUUUAUGUGCAUGCCAAUGUGUACACUGGACCUCAGUUUUUUCCGUCCCAUCCGAAUAACUAUAUGUCGUCCCUUGCCAGGCUCUCUGUCCUGCAUCACUGACAAGGCUGAACCAUGCUGGAAAAUCCUAAUGAACUUUCUCACCCAAUGCAGGUAUCGAACACCCAACCUCUAGGUUAGCGAGCCAAAGUGUAGCCACCAUGGCGCUCGACAGUCAAUAGAAGCAAUGGUUUGUUCAAAAUAAGAUUACAGCGAUUCUGUCUGGCUGUAUUUCUUAUACACACCAAGAAUUAAUUGUCCGCAAUGGAACAAGAGCAGCAAAAUUAAUAAACCUUGGUGCAAGCUGGCCUUUAUUUGAUGGUUUACUAUAGAUUGAAUUUGAUGAAAAAAAAAUGAGUUACAGUACUUUAUAUGUGUCUAAGAAAAUCAUUUAAUGUACAUUUGUAGAUUUUUUUUUUUAUUUAUUAACUGUGAUAGUGUUGGUUGUGUUCUGUUGAUUGUUACUGCCACAUUAAUAAUAAUUAUAAAUCCUGUUCUGUUUUAUAUCAGUAUUCAGAUAUUUGGUUGUUUUUGCCACAUUAAUAAUAAUUAGAAAUCCCUUUCUGUGUUAUAUCAGUAUCCAGAUAUUUGGU